Molecule: messenger RNA, 655 nt
Organism: Protopolystoma xenopodis
Lineage: Eukaryota; Metazoa; Platyhelminthes; Monogenea; Polystomatidea; Polystomatidae
Source: the annotation of a GenBank genome assembly
UGCGUUCUCCUGCUCUGAUAAUGCGUCACACGACAGACGAAAGCUGAGCCCCGGUUCAUCGGAGUGGUGGGACGCCGCCCCACCAUCCACCGGCUUUCACUCCACGCCAAGACGACCAUCCUUCGAUUUCCGCUGCGACCAACCCAUGAACUCAUUUCAACCAACUGUUGCUAGCGCAUGCAAACUCGACGAUUCGGCUGGUCAGGCGUCGGCUGCCGGAGCGAACGGCAAACCCUCCAACGGAACAAUCGCUGGAGCCAGCGGGACGCCGAGCUCCGGCCUUCAGCGGUCAUUUCGGGACAGAUUGAGGUCUGAAAUUGGUAGUUUUCACGAUGCCGUUGCAGACUCGAACUCGCCUCAUCGUCGCGUUGGUCACCGCAACCCGAUCCGGUACCGGGCCGUGCACGUCGUGGUGACCCUCGAAAGAGGCCUAGCCCGUCUUGAGCGUCGGACCGGCCCCGUGAAGGGCACCCGUCGUCUGGUCAUGCGAUUUCACGGCGAAACCGAUGCGGGCUGCAAUGGCUCUUGGUCUGACCGCCGACUCGAGCUGGGCUUGCUUCGGCUUCUCGGCCUUGGUCUUAAGGGGACACGGAAGGGUGCAUUGUGCACUGUCUCCUCUGCCUUUGUUGUCCUGUCUACCGUCACCGUCCGUCGA